This is a messenger RNA of Menidia menidia (Atlantic silverside), 4591 nucleotides long. The record is from the annotation of a GenBank genome assembly. Lineage: Eukaryota; Metazoa; Chordata; Actinopteri; Atheriniformes; Atherinopsidae.
AUGGAAGUGCGUCACGUAGCUUCAGUUGGUAUUGAAAAUCUGCCAUGCGAGUUACAAAGGAACUUCACUUUGAUGCGGGAUCUGGACAAUAGGACUGAAGAAAAAAAAGGAGAGAUUGACAAACUGGCCGAAGAGUACAUAGCAAAUGUGAAGAACCUGGCCUCGGAGCAGAGAGUGGAACACUUGCAGAAGAUUCAGAAUGCCUACAGCAAGUGCAAGGAGUUCAGCGAUGACAAAGUCCAGCUUGCAAUGCAGACAUACGAAAUGGUGGACAAACACAUCCGCAGGCUGGAUGCAGAUCUCGCUCGGUUUGAGAAUGAACUCAAGGAGAAACUAGAGCUGAGCGGCUAUGAAAGCACAGAUGGAAGAGCAUUGAAAAAGAGUGAAUCGCGAGGGCAGAGAGAGAAGCGUGGAUCCAGAGGACGCGGAAGGAAAGGAUCUGAUGAAGAUUCCCCCAGAAAGAAAAAGAUGAAGAACAGCCCAGACUUGAGUGAUGCACUCCUGCCUAUGCAACCAUCGGACGUCUUGGACAUGCCGGUCGAUCCCAAUGAACCCACGUACUGCCUGUGUCAUCAGGUGUCAUACGGGGAGAUGAUUGGCUGUGAUAACCCAGAUUGUCCCAUCGAGUGGUUUCACUUUGCUUGUGUCGAUCUCGCCACCAAGCCAAAAGGAAAAUGGUUUUGUCCGAGUGGUCUUGUUGAAAUCAACUUCCAGAUCAUAAAUAAAGUCUGGAUCGUCCUUGUGCUUCCGGUUCCUCUCAAACAGUCUGUCCAUCUCUCCCUUCUUUCGGGCCAAUUCAUCAUCUGCCAGCUUGUUCAAGUCUUCAUUGGGGUCAAGGCGGAAGGAGGCAAGGCUGUGUUCCAGGCUGAAGCCCUGCAUGUGAUCCCUGAGGAUGAUGUGAAGUUUUUCCAGCUGAGUCUGGGACACUCCCUCCAGAAUAAGCAGCCUUUACAGGGAAAUGAGAAUGAAGACCAUUGUAGAAUACUGAAGCUGGGGCUUGAAGACUCAACAGUGUCAGUGGAGCUUGGCAAAAAUGGUUUUCACAGAGAGGUGAUAACCACUGUCGAGAUCAGGCCUGAUGUGCUCAGCAGUGUCCGAGUUUUGCUGCUCUACAGUUGGCCAAGUGGUGUCUACGUAGACCCAUAUCAACUCGCAUCCCUGAGUAACCAAAGAGACUGGCAGAUGCUAUUAGAUUCAAGCAUCGACCUGGAGCUGCCUGCUCACAAGACUUCAGGAUUUUCUUCAUAUGUGUAUCCCUCAUACACUGCACCAAUCACUAGUCCCCUUAAAGUAGAAAUUCCAGUGCAUGGACGCUACCACAAACCUUCAUUUUCUGGGAAAACCUCUACAUCCAUUAGAAUUGAACCCCCUGAGCUGUUCCUGUGGUCUGAAAAAUGCACUCAGCUGGACAGAUUGAAUGCUCCAAGUGUUUUGGAGGCACCAUGUACCGACAAGAAUUCCAGUACCUGUUCAUGGCUCAAAGUCCGUCGUCAGCAGGAGCUUAGCCCCAUGAGUCUGCAGUUACCAGUGGGUGAUGGCUGGGCGAUGGCUCCUGUAUGCGGGGGAACUCUCCUGGUCACCAUGACCUGCUGUGCAGUGCUGUCCAAAUACAUAAUUAAGUUAUUUAUACACCGCGUGCCCUGUUCGGGCGCCAGUGACCCUGCAGGAGAGCUUUUAAAGGAUUUUACAACCGUUUCCUGGACCGUCCUGCAGUCAAGUUGUGCUCUAGUUGAGCUGGUGUGGAAUCUCCGGUACUACCAGGCACUUCCUCUCUUCUGCAUGCGCACACCAGCGCGUCAUACUGAUGUGAGCGCCGCCCCCCCCUGCUUCGCUGUGUAUCGCCCUCUCCAGCCUCACCCACCCUGCAAGGCUCACAGAGAUCUCCCAGCAAUGUGUGACAACGGCGACCCGGAGGAUAAGCCCCCCGCCCCUCCAGUCAGGAUAGGCAGCACCAUCUUCAGCACUAGCACUGGCAAAGACCUGCUCUCCGCCAACCACAGCUCCAAGCCACUCCCCUCUGUGCCCGAGGAGAGGAAAGCUCGCCACAAGAUCAUCUCAAUCUUCUCCGGGGCGGAAAAAGGUGGCAGGAAGAAAGAUCGCGAAAAGGACCGAUUAGAGAUCUCAUCCCCGUUAGAUUUUGAACACACCUUACAUGUGGGCUUCGACGCUGUGACGGGGGAGUUCACAGGCAUGCCGGAGCAGUGGGCUCGACUCCUCCAGACCUCAAACAUCACCAAGUCAGAGCAGAAGAAAAACCCACAGGCUGUGCUUGAUGUCCUCAAGUUCUACGACUCUUCGGGCAACGGGCGGCAGAAGUACCUCAGUUUCUCUUCCUCCGAAAAGGAUGCUUUCACUCCAGGACCUCAGUCUCCCGUCAAAAAAACCACCGAACCCUCAUCUCCGAACAUUAAAGACAUCGAUGAUGACGACGACGAUGAAGCUCCGCCUCCAGCUGUGGCACCAAGACCGAAGCACACACAGAGCGUGUACACUCGAUCUGUCGUCGACCCCAUCCCUGCUCCAAGCGCGUCACCCGACGCGGAUGCUGCCUCCAAGGCUGCAGACAAACAGAAAAAGAAGGGCAAGAUGACGGACGAGGAGAUCAUGGACAAACUACGAACCAUCGUCAGCAUUGGGGAUCCGAAGAAGAAGUACACACGAUAUGAAAAGAUUGGUCAGGGGGCAUCAGGAACAGUAUUCACAGCGAUUGAUGUGGCCACGGGACAGGAGGUGGCCAUCAAACAGAUCAACCUGCAAAAGCAGCCGAAGAAAGAGCUCAUCAUCAACGAGAUCCUGGUGAUGAAGGAGCUGAAGAACCCCAACAUCGUCAACUUUUUAGACAGCUUCUUGAUGGGGGAGGAGCUGUUUGUGGUGAUGGAGUAUCUGGCCGGUGGCUCGCUGACAGACGUGGUCACAGAGACCUGCAUGGACGAAGCUCAGAUCGCUGCUGUUUGCCGAGAGUGUUUACAAGCGUUGGAUUUCCUGCACGCCAAUCAGGUCAUUCACAGGGACAUCAAAAGUGACAACGUGUUGCUCGGGAUGGACGGCUCUGUGAAGCUGACCGACUUCGGCUUCUGUGCGCAGAUCACCCCAGAGCAGAGCAAACGGAGCACCAUGGUGGGCACGCCUUACUGGAUGGCCCCUGAAGUGGUGACCAGAAAAGCUUAUGGGCCCAAAGUGGACAUUUGGUCACUGGGCAUCAUGGCCAUUGAGAUGGUUGAAGGAGAGCCCCCCUACCUGAAUGAGAACCCACUACGAGCAUUAUACCUGAUCGCCACAAAUGGCACACCAGAGCUUCAGAAUCCAGAGAAGCUGUCUCCUGUUUUCAGAGACUUCCUGAACCGCUGUCUGGAAAUGGAUGUGGAGAAACGAGGGGGAGGCAAAGAGCUCUUACAGCAUCCAUUCCUGAAGCUUGCAAAGCCGCUCUGCAGUCUCACACCUCUCAUCCUGGCAGCUAAGGAAGCCAUGAAGGGCAGCCGCUAAGUGGUGGACCCGGCGGCCCCGCCUUCCCAUGCUGUGCACAAAUAUGUGCCAACCCUGUAGAUUUCGUGCCAGACAAUAGGCUGAGAGUUACUCGCCACUCUUGAUGCACCAGCCUUAUAAGCCCUGACAACAACCUCACUGUGAAGAAGACCAAAAAUCGAGAGCACAACCCCACCGCUGUCCAUAUGAACUCUUUUCUCUCAGAUGUCAAAAGACAAGUCAAACUAAAGUGCUUAGUUUCAGAGUCAGGCAUAGUUGAUUAGUUUUUGUACAUGGAAUUUCUCAGCAACAAGUUAGGGCUAGGCUUGUUUUUAACUUGGAAUGAAGAAGAGGCCUAGUUCUGUUUAGUUUUUUUUUUUUUUAAUCAACUGCCUUAAACAAAUGCAAAUGUUGCUUGAUGUAUUGUUGAUUGUGUCUGUCUUUUUUCCCAUGAUUUUUACUACCUUUGUAAUUGACCCUUUCAGCUUGUCAGUGUCUUAGUUAUUUUGAUACUUGAAUCUCAUGUCUGUCCCUCCUCAUGGUAUAUAAUGUGUCUCAUCCGGUGAACACUCACCAUUUCCACCUCGACCCACAUUUUACGGACUGUUUUCUUAUAGGAAGCAUUUCAGAUCAUCAUGAAUAUGUGCUGUGAUUGUGUUGUUCCAAAACAGCCAGACUUGACCGAUCUACUGUAUCAGUUUUCCCCCUGUAUCAUUAGUGUCCUGAUACCAGAGGCGCACCUUACAGGCUAUUAAAAUAUUAGAUUGACAGGGUUUUUACUUUCUCUUUAUUGUUAUUAAAAUGAGCAUGAUCUGUUGAACUCUGUCCUCUGUGUUCUUCUGGACUCAAGUGCACUUUUUCCAUGUGUAUAUUGUGUACUUAAUAAUUAGUUUGAAGAGACGUGACCAUAUCAUACUGUUUAGCUGCCAAAGGCAGGGAAAGACAAAAUUGGUAACAAAUGUUUUUUAUGUUUGUUUUGAGUGAGUUAUUUUUGUUUUUGUCUGGUCUGGACAACUAACAACUUUGUUGUCUGUUUGCUCAAAUAAAUGUACCUGUUUUGCUUGUGUCAUUUGGGUGUUGAGGUGAUUAGUUUACAAUAACAAGACUUUUUAAAUUAAACUUGAAGAAA